Leptomonas pyrrhocoris is the source of this 1279-nucleotide messenger RNA. RefSeq lists its product as hypothetical. The record is from RefSeq and is a predicted model, not a curated record. Lineage: Eukaryota; Euglenozoa; Kinetoplastea; Trypanosomatida; Trypanosomatidae. The transcript has a single exon. The coding region runs from base 146 to 1279 and encodes 377 amino acids.
AGCACACGCCGGAUACGCGGUCAAACGACGGAACAGUGGAUAAGGGUCCUUUUUUCCUCUCUCCGUCAUUUCCACCUCUUGAGUUUUUACAAUCGCUCACACUUCACUUCACUCGUUUCUUUUCAUCUUCCAACUUGCUCCGCCGAUGGGGAACAAUAGGGGAAUUUCAAAGCAGCGGAAGACGAAGAAGAACGCAACUGGGGCCGCACAAGACGCCGCGUCGCGAUCCAGCGAUGACCGUCAGCUUCCACCGCAACAACAGCAACAGCAGCAGCAGAGAAAGGCGGAGAGUGAGCCCGCGGCCCCGCGGUCUAUCGAAGACGUCGCGCGUCUCUUCAUUGGCGACGCGGCGGUGGUGGAGCAAUUGGUGAAGGCGAACUCGGCCACCGCGCAACGCCAAAGCAACACGAAGAGACCGCGCGACACGUCUGCGGACGUGCCCGUCGACGCGCUCCCGGCGAAGUCGAGGAUCAACAAAUCGACCGACAGCCCGGGAAGGGGCCAGCAGACGCCUGGCACGCAGAGUCGCUCGAGCUCCGCGGCGGUGGAAGGCGAAACGAAGAAGAAGAAAAAAUGCGCGAAAGCCAAAAAGGCAGGUACCUCCGCGGUUGGGCAGGAGGACGAUGAAGAUGUGGCAUUGUCGCGGGCCGUACAAGCCAAGGCGCUGAGCUUUCUCCAGCACCUCAACCCCAACCGCAGUAAGGCAUUCUGGGGCCUGCGUGACGUGGCUCAAGGCAAGGCACCGAAAGCAGUGAAGCCGUCUUUGUCUCCCGCACCCGCAGGCGCCCUUUUUUCUUCGUCGUCUCUCUCCACCUCUGCCACGGCCACAUAUAAGAAGGUCGGCAAGAACAAGCGCAGCAAGAAGAAUCGCGCGUUGGCAGACGAUGGUGAGGAGUUGUGGCGUGUCGGCGGUCCCUACAUCCCUAGUGGGGAAGAGGAAAGCGGCAGUGGCGAUGUAGAAGCGUUGGGAGGUCGGUCGCAACGUGGUGUGCGCGAAGUCGACGACGACGAUGACGGCAACAGUAAUGACAGUGAUGCGCUGUCGAGCAGCUCCGACACCAGCAGCGAACCGUCUUGGAUGCAGGACAGCAGUGAAGAUGACGAGGCAGAGGACGAAUCUGGGGCGGCGUCCGAUGCCAACAGCGAUGUAGACGCAAACGAUGACGUGCCCCGCAAAGGUGACCGGGAGUCAAGUAGAAAGGAUGAGCGUGGCGUACACAAUGGCGGCGGACGUCUUUUCCAGAGCCACGAUGACAUCUGGGACGAUGACGAUGACUGA